Messenger RNA from Bradysia coprophila, 2320 nucleotides. RefSeq lists its product as uncharacterized. NCBI's taxonomy places the organism in Eukaryota, Metazoa, Arthropoda, Insecta, Diptera, Sciaridae. The record is from RefSeq and is a predicted model, not a curated record.
GACUUUUGUUAUAGAAUCUCAGCAAAAACUUACGGAUUUCUGCUGCAACUAAGUGCUAAAUUUAAAGUUUUCAAUUCCCAAAUUAAAAUGGCUGAUGAUAAGAAUAUGUAUGGACCUCAGCUCGUUCACGUGUGGCGGACAUGCAACAAAAUCCGUUCGGCAGUAUUUAAAACGAAAUUGAAUUUGUGGGACUGUUUUAAAUGCAGUGAUCCGUCCAAGAAUACGUUGAUUUCGGAAUCAAAGUUCAUAACCAUUUUAACGACUAAUCUGAAGGACACAGUCGGUUUAACGGAUCAGGAAAUUAAUGAACUAACUGACUACUUUAAAGUACAAAAUGGACAAAUCGCCUACGCUCAAUUCUGUAGCGUUAUUCACGAUAAUGAACCACAUCCAACAUAUAAUCUAGACUUUGUGACUGGUCUCGAAUGGGAAGAUAAUCUAGCCACAAACCGUUUAUCGAGCUCCGAGAACCGUCGUAUCAGAGUUCUUCUAACAAAAAUUGCGAACACUGUUCGACUUCGUGAUGUAGUUUUCAAGCCAUAUUUUCAAGAUUAUGAACUAGUUGCUAAGAACUCCGGGACUGUUACGUUGGCUCAUUUUGCCCGAGUUCUGCAUUUUCUUAAAAUUAAUGUUUCUGCGGAGGAAUUUCAAUUGUUACUUAAACGAUUCAUUAAGGACUCAUAUACCGUCAAUUAUGUAGCUUUCGUGGAAGAGAUCGAAAGUAUUGUUCGAAAGUUGGACUCGAAACGUUUAAUAGAUUUUUCUCAGGAUAUCGUAGAAAAUUUCCCAGGGAAAGUGAUAACAGCCAAUUUGCCGAAGCUGCCAAGACCAGAAAUCGACAAUGUUUGCAUAAGUGACGUAUUCGGGAAUGCGCCAUCAUCUCAUCCAGUUUUUACCAAGACAAGAGACAACAUGAUUUUCGAGGAGUUGAUUCAAAGAAUCAAGCGGCAUGUUUUAGAAAAUAGUGUGCGUGUGAAAGACUUCUUCGAGGACAAUGAUCCGCUUAGAUGUGGAUACAUAACCAAAUCUCAGUUCAUUCGUGGCCUAGACAUCCUUGGUGUGUCCAAAUUAGGAAGACUGUAUCUAUCUCCACGCGAAAUUGAAAUUCUUUGCAGCAAUUAUGUCGAUGAGAUGGACUCGAGCCGCAUUAAUUGGAAAAUAUUUGAAAUAGACAUUGAAGAAGUUGUGUUACUCAGAAACUUAGACAAAAGACCCUAUACUAUUGUUGAGUUACCUGAACAAGAAAUUUUGGAUCUGCCAAAACAGGGGGUUGAGUGUUGGAACAACCAGGACACUGAUACAAGAAAUUUUUGCGAAGAAACGGUUUUUCGCAUUAAAUCCAGAAUAGUCAAUAGACAACUGUAUUUGGAGCCGUACUUCAAGGAUUUGGAUAGAUUCAAUAUGGGUCAUGUGACCAAUACUCAAAUGCGAAGAGUCCUUACACAAUAUGGCAUUUUAAUCUCAGACGAAGAGUUCAAUGUUCUAGUGAAAAGAUAUGCAGAUGAUAUGGGAUUUAAUUACAUUUGGUUCUUGAAAGAAGUUGAUCCCGAAGAAUAUCUUAUUUAUGCGCCUAGAUUCGAAGAAAACCGUAGACCUACUGUACCGGGAAACCACCUUCCAGACGAAAAGUGUGAGCAGAAAAUGAAUCAACUGAAUAUUAUUCAUGUUUUUGCAAAAGUAAAAGGCAUAGCAGUUCGAAAUCGUGUACGAAUAAUGGAUUUCAUGAAAAAUUUCGAUAAGCACAAUGAGUUGUGCAUCGUGGAAACUGAUUUUCGAAGAGGAUUGAAUUUAGCCGGAAUACACCUUGAGCACAUGGAAUUGAAUCUAAUUUGUGAAGUAUUUCGUUCGCCCCUUCGAAAGAAUUACGUCGAUUACAAACGCUUUUGCGAUUCUGUUGAAGAAGUAUUUUACCAGGCCAAUUUGGAAAGAGCUCCGUUGAUUGUACCGCUCCAACAUGUUCCCUCAGAAGAUAACAGCCACAAUUUUUUGAACUUUGAUGAACGGCAAUUGGUUUCUAAGGCGCUAAUAAAAUUGGCCAAAUAUCCAGACCAAGUUACCAAUUUGGGUUCGCUGUUUCAGGAUUUCGAUAGUCGAAAUUUCGGUACGGUAACACAAAAUCAGUUUUUGCGGGUGCUGACGGCCCGGUCUAUGCAUGAUUUAAUUUCGCCGAGAGAACUCAAUGUGAUAUGCAAAUGUUUUGGAGUUCAGAAAGGUCUGAGAACGGAGUUCAACUAUCGGUCAUUCUUGAAAAAUUUACAUAUUUUGUUCUGUAACAGUCGUCAACAUCCAUUUUAAUAAAUGCGUCUGGUGGUAAUAAAUC